Schizophyllum commune H4-8 is the source of this 324-nucleotide messenger RNA. RefSeq lists its product as uncharacterized. The transcript is spliced from 2 exons. The coding region runs from base 1 to 324 and encodes 107 amino acids. Lineage: Eukaryota; Fungi; Basidiomycota; Agaricomycetes; Agaricales; Schizophyllaceae. The record is from RefSeq and is a predicted model, not a curated record.
AUGGACGAGGCCUUUACCCAAGAACUCGAAAACGACUUUGCCAGACUGCUCCUCGGUGGCCCCGAUGCUGUUGACGCCCAGGCGAUUGUGCCGCGCACUGCAGCUCCCGAGUCUUCGGAGCCGCCCGCACGAGUCCGCUUCCCGGCCCGAUCUUCCGUGUCCGCCCACCUCUUGUCCUCGACCACCAUCUCCGCUGCGCCCGUCGCCCCGCCUCCCCCUCCCGCCCACCAAAAGCACGUUCGGCAAUUCCCGAAAACCCCAUUUAUUGCGCCGGCCCAGAGAUCCACCUCCCCUUUGCGCCGCGCGAGCGCAGCGAGCGCUUAA